Messenger RNA from Rubroshorea leprosula, 1775 nucleotides. The record is from the annotation of a GenBank genome assembly. Lineage: Eukaryota; Viridiplantae; Streptophyta; Magnoliopsida; Malvales; Dipterocarpaceae.
AAAAGAGGAAAGUUGAAAACUUUUUGUAUUGGUAUGGUCUCUUUGUGAAUUCUCAAGCCAAACAGGCGCUCCACUUUCACCCCCUUACAAUCUAAAAAACAUGGAAGAAGAAUUUAGGGUUUGACAACACCAAGUCCAACAAGGUUUUUAAGCUCUUGGAGUUCAUGGAGGAGGUUGAGGAAGCUAACAAGGCAGCUGUGCAGAGCUGUCAUAGAGUUUUGACACUAUUGGCCCAGCCCCAAGAUAAGGUUCAGUAUAGGAAUUUGAUGGUAGAAACUGGGGAGGCAGUUUCCAGGUUCAAAAGAGUGGUUUCUCUUCUAAAUACUGGUUCAGGUCAUGCUAGAGUGAGAAAGCUAAGGAGGUUACAAACUGCUGUCCCUCAAAGCAUUCUCUUAGAUAGUCCGCACCAUUCAACAACAUAUUAUUCUAAGAAUCCGCAGCUUCUCCGACCUUCUUAUCCUGAAACAUCGGCUAAAGAAUUGAGUUCACAUGCUAAGAAUUUUCUCCGUUUGGGGAAUCCAUCUUUGGAGUUGAGCUCAAAUGGAAAAAAUCCUCUUCAACUUGCUCAGCAAACGCCAUUACCCCAUCAUCAUUUCCUCCAGCAACAGCAGCAAUACCUGCUACGACAGAAGUUGCAAUUUCAGCAGCAGCAGCAGCAACUGAAACAACAACAACAACAACAACAACAACAACAACAAAUUAGACAUCAAGCUGAAUCGAUGUUUUGCAAGAGCAAUAGCGGCAUUAACCUGAAUUUUGAUAGCUCGAGCUGCACACCUACCAUGUCAUCUACUAGGUCAUUCAUUUCUUCACUGAGCGUAGAUGGUAGUGUGGCUAACUUGGAUGGAGGUGCCUUCCAUUUGAUUGGAGCACCUCGCUCCUCAGAUCAGAGUUCACAACACAAGAAGAAGUGUUCUGGGAGGGGAGAAGACGGGAGUGUCAAAUGUGGAAGUAGCAGUAGAUGUCACUGCUCACGGAAAAGGAAACACAGGGUGAAGAGAUUAAUCAAGGUUCCUGCUAUUAGUAACAAGCUUGCUGAUAUUCCUCCUGAUGAUUAUUCGUGGAGGAAGUAUGGACAGAAGCCAAUCAAGGGUUCUCCUCACCCAAGGGGAUACUAUAAAUGUAGCAGCAUGAGAGGUUGUCCUGCAAGGAAGCAUGUAGAGAGGUGCUUGGAAGAUCCAUCUAUGCUUAGUGUAACCUAUGAAGGUGAGCAUAAUCACCCUAAGAUACCUUUACAGUCAGCAAAUACAUAGAUCUCACUGGAAGCUCAGAAGACCACUUCAAGCCCUGUAGUGUUGUCAUCAUAUUUGUGGUCGGCUUCAGUUGCUCCUGUACAUAUUUUUCAUGUUUCAAGCAUGGGAUAUAGAUUGGAGCAGUUUUUUUUCCAUUUUGGCUUUGGAGAGUUGGCUUUCCAAGCUCUUUUUAACGAUUUGGCAGCAGGCAUGAAGUCUGGCACUGAACCAAAGAAAAAUGUAAAAAUGGGGUGUCAAAUUGUAAGAACUCUUCCAUCUUUCAUGGCAAUUAAUGUUUUUUAGAACAGUAGAACAUUUGGCAUUGAAUGAAAUGUGGCCAAUGCUCUCCUUGUAUUGUUUGCAUUCAGUUUUUUUCAUUUGUGAAGUCAUAGGUAACGGAUCCUGGAUUACCCUGGAAAACUUCCCCAUAUGCUGUUGAUUUUCAGGGUGUUUCAAUCUGCUUACCUGACUAUUUUUCCUUUUCGGUUUCUUGCGCUAAUCUUGUCCUGCCCUUGCUUGUUUGAAUAAAUUCUACAGAGCUUA